Molecule: messenger RNA, 1155 nt
Organism: Carya illinoinensis
Lineage: Eukaryota; Viridiplantae; Streptophyta; Magnoliopsida; Fagales; Juglandaceae
Product: cytochrome P450 89A2-like
Exons: 2
Coding region: 1-1155 (384 amino acids)
Cellular component (GO): membrane
Molecular function (GO): oxidoreductase activity, acting on paired donors, with incorporation or reduction of molecular oxygen, NAD(P)H as one donor, and incorporation of one atom of oxygen; heme binding; iron ion binding
Source: RefSeq, a predicted model, not a curated record
AUGGCUUUCGGAGAACUCAGCGAGACCCAAAUCAAAGAAGUUGAAGAAAUACAAUAUCAACUUCUUGUCGCUUACGAGCAGUUCAGUGUGUUCGGUACCUGGCCCAGACUGGGGAAGUUGCUGCUCAGAAACCGUUGGAAAAAAUACCUACAAUUCUUGAAGAACCAAGACGAUGUGAUUUUGCCAUUGAUCAGAGCCCGGAAGAAGUUGAGACAAGAGAGAGGCAAGGCAUUCGAACUGAUUUCUUACACAGAUUCCUUGCUGGACUUGAAAAUCUCCGAAGAGAAAGGUAAUCUGGAAGAAGCAGAUGUUCUGAGCUUGUGCUCGGAGUUCAUCAAUGCAGGAGCCGACACAAGUACAACGAUGCUGCAGUGGGUUUUGGCAUAUUUAGUGAAACACCCACGAAUUCAAUCCAAACUUUUUGCAGAAAUCAGCGAGGUGGUGGCAAAAGGAGCGAAAGAAGUUGAGGAAGAUGAUUUGCACAAGAUUCCAUAUCUGAAAGCAGUGGUCCUCGAGAGUCUGAGAAUUCACCCUCCAAACACCUCGUUGAUUCCACACACAGUCAUGGAAGAUGUUGAGCUCUGCGGCUACACAAUCCCAAAAGACACGACGGUGAACAUCGUGACAGCACUGAUCGGGAGAGAUCCAAACGUGUGGGAGAAUCCCAUGGAGUUUAGGCCGGAGAGAUUGUUGACUGGUGAAGACAUUGGAGAAGAAGUGUCCGAUGUAACAGCGUUCAAGAUGAUGCCCUUUGGCGCUGGGAGAAGGAUGUGUCCCGGGAACAGACUAGGAUUACUUCUCCUCCAGUAUCUUGUUUCAAAUCUGGUCUGGAAUUUUGAGUUCAAAACAGUGGAUGGGGAAGGUGUUGAUCUUUCAGAAAAGGAGGAGUUCUUGGUUGUGAUGAAGAAUCCAGGCUUACCAUUUUGCAAGUUCUUUAAGUGGGUGGAUGGUACUUUGGACAUAGAGCAAGAACUUCACCAAAUAAAAAAUGAACUAUUAAGGAAGGAUGAAGAGCUAAAAAGGAUACUCGACGAUAUUCAACAGAGGGAGAUUAAGUUUCGGAAGAGAGCUGAUGCAAUUGAGAAAUUGUUAUCCAAUAUACUUGAGGAGGUUCAGAAGGAGUUGGUGCUUUUAAAGCAAGAAGCUGAAAAUUAG